This is a messenger RNA of Kogia breviceps (pygmy sperm whale), 1042 nucleotides long. NCBI's taxonomy places the organism in Eukaryota, Metazoa, Chordata, Mammalia, Artiodactyla, Physeteridae. The record is from RefSeq and is a predicted model, not a curated record.
CGCGGAACAGACCCCCCCCUCCAGGAAGGGGCUCUGGAUGCCAGGUGUUGGCGACCGUGAGAUGCGACCCGCUGAGCUGGAUCCCAACUCUCCGUCAGGCCCGCAGAGUGACCUUGCAGCCCCAUCUGGUGCUCGGAGUGUCGCCCCAGGACCCGAAACGCCUCAGGUGGGUGCCAGCCAGACCCGAGAGUGGGGCGCAUCCCUCUGCGAGCAGCCGGGCCCGGGUUCCCAGCCACCGCAGCUCCUCGCCGGCCUCUCGGCGCCUUCCCCGCAGUCCCCUUGCGUGCGCCUUUGGGAGCUCUUUCCCGGACUCCUGACGCCGGCUCCGUCACUGCUCCUGGCGCGCCCACCCGCCUGGCUUCCGCGCGCUCCCGGCUGGCGCCUCCGGCGGGCCGCCCCGGCAGCUCCAGCAGCCGCACUGCCACCACUAGGUCUGGCUGGGCGCCCUUCGGACCCCGGUGCCGGUCCAGCCGCGCGCGGGAUAUGCGCACCCGCUUCCCGCCUCCCGCGGGUCAGGGAGCUCUGGUGCCCUUCCUGAGCCUUUGCGCAUCUGAAUUGUCACGGCCCUCAGCGGCUUGCGACAGAAGGCUCCUCACGGAAACCCCUCCAUUGACUAGCCCCCUUCUGCACACCCUGCUCUUCCCUAGGCGCCUUCUCACCGCAUUUAUUCGCUUAUAGUUAAGGCGCUGCGCUGAGAGGAAGAGACACUUAGACUGAGCUCUGAAGGCCGGAAGGAACUGGUUGGGAUGAAGGAAAGGUCAGUGGGAGGAGAAUGUUCCAGGCAGUGGAAAUAGUUUGUGCGAAGGCCGAGACUCCAAGGAGCGUAACAGUGGCAGGUGACAGUCAGCACUGUCCGUGUGCCAGCCAUGUUCUGUACCAUUUCCUUCACGCUCGCACGUUGUCAUAGGGUAGAUACCUAACCGCCCCUCCCCCACCUCAUUUAACAGACGAGGAGACUGAGGCACACGAGGGUUAAGGGACUUCCCUCAGGUCACACAACACUGGAGCUGGGCUGCAGCAGGUGGUCACAUGCAGGUGAGCU